Molecule: messenger RNA, 256 nt
Organism: Aspergillus alliaceus
Lineage: Eukaryota; Fungi; Ascomycota; Eurotiomycetes; Eurotiales; Aspergillaceae
Exons: 1
Source: RefSeq, a predicted model, not a curated record
CUGGCAUGAGCUCUAAUGACCCUGACAAAGCUGAUCUGCUACCUAACUAUGAGCUUCCAUGGAAUACACUAUUCCAUCUGGUUAUUGAAUCUGUUCUCCCAGAAAUCCAUUCUCUGGAGACUUGGCCUGAUAUGGAGAUAGCUGUGAUCAAGGGCAGGGGAUAUAUAUUGAGCUGAAUAUACUCGGUGAAAAGUGGCAGUUCUCAAUAUAAUAGAUAACGUGUGCAGGUCUCCUUUAAUACUGCGCCGAGGUCAAU